Molecule: messenger RNA, 2674 nt
Organism: Hippocampus zosterae (dwarf seahorse)
Lineage: Eukaryota; Metazoa; Chordata; Actinopteri; Syngnathiformes; Syngnathidae
Gene: pus7l
Product: pseudouridine synthase 7 like
Exons: 8
Coding region: 312-2420 (702 amino acids)
Biological process (GO): pseudouridine synthesis
Cellular component (GO): nucleus
Molecular function (GO): pseudouridine synthase activity; RNA binding
Source: RefSeq, a predicted model, not a curated record
GUGUUGUUUUGUUUACGUGCCACCAGCGGGCUACUCGAAAACACGCUGCUCACUGAAUUUACGUUUUUGGAGGGGGGGGGGGGGGGGGGCGCGGGUUUUUUUUCACAACCCUGUUAUUCGGUACCUAUUGAUCACCGAGUGUUUUGCUUUGACUGGAUUGGAACUAUUGUCCGCUACGUCGCGGAGCAGUCUUUUGUGUCAAAUAUGGGGCGUCUGUUCCAAAUAGCUUCGUAACCUCUGCGGCCAAAACGCCUCCCGAUCGACAGUUUACGUCCGUUGAUUUCCGCUGCGGGUUAUUUGUCCAGAUUACAAUGACGAUGAAGCAGGACGGCGACGCCGCUAGUGUGCCUGCGUGCUUCAUCUCAAACCACGAGGGGUUUCUUGGCAACAUUAAAAAGUUCAUCCGAGACUUUGUGGUGACGGAAAUAGACGCCGAUGGACGGCAGGUGACUACAGGAGCGGCCACGCACGCUCCUCGGUCCACGGACAAGAGCGGCGGGAGGCGGGAUCGGAACCGCCAGGGUUCGGAGGAAGGCGAUUUCGCAGCCGACUGCAGGUUCGAUUUGACCGUAUCGAGCCCCGACGGCUUAGACCUGAGCAUGGUCUUGGGUCAGGGGGUGAGCGAACAGCUGGAGCAGUUUGUGGUGAGUCUCCGAGACGAGGCGGAGGAAGGUGAAGAGUCGGGCCGCAAGGAGCUCUCCCUCGGAUCCUUCACCGACAAGUACCAGCGAGCCAACGUCCACCGGGCCGUCCGACACCGCUUCCCCUUCCUGAUGACCGUCACCAUCCAGCCCGAGAUCAGGGUGAGGGAGGACCCGGACUACAGGGAGCUUUCCCAGCUGGUCACCGAGGAGGAGGCCGAAGACUUCUUCCGGUUCAUGGACGCCAAAGUGCAGGACUCGUCCUACACGUUUCACCCCGACGACAACAAGGAGCACCGCACGGCCGUGCACCACUUCCUCAACCGCCGCUUUGGGAAGCUGGUGGAGACCAAGAGCUUCAACCAACAGGAGAGGACAGCCAUCUCGGUGCGACUCCGGGAGCGCGGCAGACCCAAGAAGAGGAGCGCCGAGGAGCGCAGGGAGGAGGACGUCUACACGGGUGAGCCGACGCCGCAAAAACCCGUUUGCUCCGCUUCCUCACCGGGGGUCUUUCUUCCAGCGUUCACUCUGUGUAAGGAAAACCUGGAGACUCUGGAGGCCAUCAGUUACAUGGCGGCGACACUCGGCGUCCUGCCGUCAGACUUCACCUACGCCGGCAUCAAGGACAAGCGAGCGCUCACCUACCAAUCCAUGGUGGUCAAGAAGGUCUCGCCUCAACGGUUGAUGGAAAAGCGCGGGGAGUUGGAGAAGCGAGGGAUGCGUCUCUCACACAUCCGCCCGGCGGCCGAGCCGCUGAAGCUGGGACGACUGCGGGGGAACCACUUUGACCUGGUGGUGCGCGAUCUGAAGUCGCACGGCGGCGGCGAGGUGCACUCCGGCGCCGAGACGCGACGUCGCCUUGCCGGCCUGGUGGAGGAAGCGCUGCAGAAUGUUCAGGUCCGAGGUUUUGUCAACUACUACGGGCCGCAGAGGUUCGGAACGGGCCAAAGCGUUCGGUCCGACUUGGUGGGACUGGCUUUACUCAAAGAAGACAUGGUGAACGCCGUCCGUUUGUUCUUCAGUCCCGAGGACGGCGAUGAUCCUCCCAGCCAAGCCAAGAGACACUUCCUCCAGACUGAUAACGCGAAGGAGUCCUUGGCAUUAAUGCCCGCUUCCAAAGCCAGGGAGCGGCUCAUGCUCCGCGCCCUCAACCGCUACGGCACCGGCCCGGAGGGCUGCGCCAAAGCCUGGCUCAGCCUGCCGCACGGCAUGAGAGUUUUCUAUCCGCACGCCUACUGCAGCAGAGUUUGGAACGAGGCGGUGGCGCACAGGUUGGCGACACUGGGUCACCAGGUCCGAACGGGGGACCUGGUGUGGACGCAGCAAGAAGCGGAGCAAACGGACGACUGCGAGGCGGCUCGGAUCCACGUGGUGACGCAAGCAGAAGAGCGACGGGGAGCCUACGCCCUGGCUCAGGUGCUGCUGCCCAUGCCGGGAAACACGGUCAGGUACCCCGAGAACGCCAUGGGCGCCUGGUACCGGGAGAGGCUCGCCACGGACGGCCUGGACAACUGCCGCUUCCGAGUGGGCGGCCUCAAGCUGAACCUGCCGGGCUGCUACCGCCCCCUAUUGGCCAACCUGUGCAACCUCAGCUACCGGCUCCAGACCUGCGAGGAAGGGGCGGGGGGAAACGGCGGCGGGAAUAGCAAAGGACACUUCAAGGCGACGACGGGGGACGCCGAGCGCCAUGAAUCGCUCACGCUCACCUUGAACUUUGACCUGGACUCCUCAUGCUACGCCACCAUCUGCCUCCGAGAGAUCAUGAAGUGCGAUCUCUAGAUGUGUUUGCGCGCCGAACCCCCUCCGACUCGUCGGUGCGUCUCUUCCGGUUAGCGGUGUGCGUAGCUUGUCUUUGUAUUUUGUGGGGUCGAUGAGAAAUAGACUGCAGACAGUAAAACAUUCGUCAGUCCUGGAUAAAGAAAUAGACUUUAGGUUUUUUUUUUUGACAGCAUAUUUUUAUCGGCUCGUUUGAGUCGCGCAUGCUGCUGAGACGUUGGAAAAUCGGGCGCGCGUAAUUAAAAAAACACAAGUGA